CGGCGUCUGAAAGGACCGAUAUCCCGAUGCUUUGAGUCCAGAAUAGACAUCUAGUCCUGGAUGUUUAGCGAGAAGAUUGUGCUACCUAUUGUCGUCAUCAGUCACAUAAUUCUUGAUUGAACUGCGUGUCAAAGUCAUGCCUCAGCAUAUAAAAGCCCGUAGUUCUUUCUCCCACAGUUGACCGUCCUUAUCAGCACACUUGAUCAUCAUAGUGUUUCACUGCUAUCAACUCGAUUAUCGACAAGGUUGAAUUCUGCUCCCGCCUGUUCAAAAUGCGUUCUGUCUGUCUUAUCUCUGCCCUCCUUGCUUUCGCGGCCGUCAGCGCUGCUGCACCCGUGGCUGCCGGCAUCCCAAGCACCGGUAUCGAGCAACCUGCGCCGCAGCACUCUCCGGUUCCCGAAUGGCACGAAAGCGGCAAGCCAGGUGGCGAGGAGGCCAAGGGCGGUGACCAUACCAACUACGAACCCGCUGGCAUUGAUGAAGAGAAGAAGCCGGAGGAAGAGAAAGGUGUGAAACGCCGUGCUGAACCUUCUGGCGUCCCACAUCCGGGAUCCUGGAAACCCACUGGUGAAGGCGAGCAUCCUGGCGAGGGUGUGGGUGAAAAGAAAGAAGUUUCUUCCGGCCAGAGUUAUCCUUCUGGUGAGGGUUCUGACGAGGCCGAGCACGGUGACAAGCCGACAAAGAGCCAAUCCCCUCCCCCCAAGAUCGGCGAAGGUGAAAAAACCCCAGGUGCCCAUGAGCGAGUCAAGAGAGGCGAGUCAAGCACUGAUAACACUCCCUCGGGUGGUUCUUUCGGCGGUCCUCACCUUCCAAAGCCUGAAACCAAGCCCGAGACUCAGCCCGAGGGCGAGAGUGCAGGUGGCGAGGGACACGGAGAGUCGGGAAAGCCUGAGGAUUAUGAGGGCGGAAAGUGAUGCUCUUUCUGGGCAUUUAUGUUGGCCAGAGAGGUAGAGAGAGCGAUGGUUGGAAAUUGCUAGGUCGAGCUGAUGACUUUGAAGUUGGGGAUAAUCGUUACCACGAGAUAUGUCCGAUUAUGACGGGUAUGAAUUUCGAAUGCUGCUUUGGCGGGAACACACUCUUUUAUAUAGUGAGCAGUUAGAAUUGAAAUAAACCCAUUUGGU
Molecule: messenger RNA, 1121 nt
Organism: Penicilliopsis zonata CBS 506.65
Lineage: Eukaryota; Fungi; Ascomycota; Eurotiomycetes; Eurotiales; Aspergillaceae
Exons: 3
Coding region: 273-914 (213 amino acids)
Source: RefSeq, a predicted model, not a curated record